AUGAGAGUCUUCAUCCUGCUUUGCCUGCUGGCGCUAGGCAAUGCCAAACCCUACCAGCCAAUAAACGUGAUGGACUUCAUGAAAAACUAUGACAUCAUGAUGGCUGACUCGGAUGAUGACGACGACGAUGAUGAUGAAGAUGACGAUUAUGACGAAGACGAGAACUGUCCAGCUGGUUGCCAUUGCUCGCCCAGAGUGGUGCAGUGCUCCGACCAGGGUCAGAUUGCUGUUCCUGAGAAGAUUCCUGAAGACACUGUGAUACUAGACCUCCAAAACAAUGAUAUCACUGAGAUCAAGGAGGACGACUUUAAAGGCCUCAACAAGCUUUAUGGCCUGUUUCUGAUCAACAACAAGAUCUCCAAGAUUCACCCCAAGGCAUUCAGAAACAUGGAACGUCUCAGACUGCUGUACCUCUCCUACAACCUGCUGACGGAGAUCCCUGCAAACCUGCCUCCCAAUGUCAUCGAGCUCCGCUUCCAUGAAAACAAGAUAAACAGAAUCCAGAAGGAUGCAUUUAAAGGCCUCAGGAAACUCCAUGUCCUGGAGCUGGGCGCCAACCCUCUGGCCAACAGUGGGAUUGAGCUGGGAGCUUUUAACGGCUUGUCGACCCUGUAUGUUGGUUUAGCAGAGGCCAAGCUAACUGCUGUACCGAAAGACCUCCCAUCCUCCAUGACAGACCUGAGCCUGGACUACAACAAGAUCUCUAAGGUGGAAAUAGAAGAUUUCAUCAGAUAUAAAAACCUGCAGAGACUAGGACUAGGUUUUAACCAGAUCAAGUUUGUAGAAAACGGCAGCUUUGCCAGCAUACCGAACAUCCGUGAGGUCCACCUGGAUAACAAUCGUCUGAAAAAGGUCCCACCGGGCCUCAGCUCCCUGCGCUACCUCCAGGUGAUUUUCCUCCACGGCAACAAAAUCAGCAGUGUGGGAGUCAACGACUUCUGUCCCAUCAGGCCCAGUGACAAGAAGAACCUGUAUACAGGCAUCAGUCUGUUUGCCAAUCCUCUUAAAUACUGGGAUGUCCAGCCGGCCACCUUUCGCUGUGUGACUGGACGGAGGGGCGUUCAGCUUGGAAACUUCAGAAAGUAG
This is a messenger RNA of Micropterus dolomieu (smallmouth bass), 1086 nucleotides long. RefSeq names its product asporin (LRR class 1) (gene aspn). Lineage: Eukaryota; Metazoa; Chordata; Actinopteri; Centrarchiformes; Centrarchidae. The transcript has 7 exons. The coding region runs from base 1 to 1086 and encodes 361 amino acids. The record is from RefSeq and is a predicted model, not a curated record. Gene Ontology annotation, molecular function: protein binding.